CCCAUACGUACUACCCCGCAUUCCCAUACUACCUACACUCACAAUGCGCUUCACCGCAGCCUCCCUGCUGCUCCUCCCCCUCGUGGCUCUCGCCUCGCCCAUCGCCCAGCCCACCCUGGCGCCCCUCGAGGCCCCGUCAGGCGGCGACCACAUCGACGACGCUUACAUCGUCGUCUUCAAGAAGGGCGUUGAUGCCAGCCAGAUCGCCCUCCAUAUCGGAGAGGUCCAGGAGCUGCAUGCUGCCAGCCCUCUUCACAGCUCCUUGACUGACGAUGGCGAAGUCGAUGAAGGAGGUUUGAGGCACGUCUACUCCCCUCCCUCCCCAAGCUCCUCCUCUGGUUUCUUCGGUUAUGCCGGCAAGUUUUCCCCUAGCACCCUUGACGCCAUCCGAGCUGCUCCCGAGGUGGCCUAUGUCGAGAAGGACCAGAUCAUGACCACUCUCGAGGUUCCCCGCGGCGUCGAUGACGACGCGUCUGACGAGCAGGUCGAGCAGGUCGACGUUUCCGCCUCUGGUAUUACCACUGAACUCGGUGCCCCCUGGGGUCUCGCCCGUAUUUCCCACAGAGAUAGGCUUAGCCUCUCCACUUUCCAAAAGUACCUUUACUAUUCUGGGGGUGGCGACGGUGUUGUCGCUUAUGUCAUUGACACUGGUAUUAACACUGACCACGUCGAAUUCGAGGGUCGAGCCGUUUGGGGCAAGACCAUUCCCAAAAAUGAUGUUGACAAGGAUGGAAACGGUCACGGAACCCAUUGCGCUGGUACUAUUGGUUCUAGGAAGUACGGUGUCGCCAAGGAUGUCAAGCUUGUUGCUGUCAAAGUUCUUGGUUCCAACGGUUCUGGUACUAUGAGCGACGUCAUCGCCGGUGUUCUCUGGGCUGCUGAGCAGGCGACCGAGGACGCCGAGAGGGCUGCCCAGGAAGUCGCCACUACUGGCAAGACCAAACAUAAGGGUUCCGUUGCCAACAUGUCCCUUGGAGGUGGCAGGGCCAAGACUCUCGACGACGCCGUUGACGCCGCUGUCGAGGCCGGCCUCCACUUUGCCGUUGCCGCCGGAAACGACAACAAGGACGCCUGUAAUUACUCCCCCGCUGCCUCCAAGUUCGCCGUCACUGUCGGUGCUUCCACCCUCGGCGAUGAGCGUGCUUACUUCUCUAAUCACGGCAAGUGUGUCGACAUCUUUGCUCCAGGUCUCAACAUUCUCUCCACCUGGAUCGGCGGCAACUCCACCACAAACACCAUCUCUGGUACUUCCAUGGCUUCGCCCCACGUCUGCGGUCUUCUCGCUUACUUCGUCUCUAUUUACGGGACUGAGUCUUUCCCUCAUAUUAAGAGCGACUUUAACGAGUCUCUUGCCGCUACUCGACCUUCUAUCGUAUCCAUGGCCUAUGCUCAGGCUUACGCCAUGCUCCCUUCCCUAGCUCAGACCGUCCUCCCCAAGCCGGAGCUCCUACCUGUGCCCCCCAAGAAUGAUACUCUUACCCCCGACAUGCUCAAGAAGGCGCUCGUUGGUCUUGCUACCAAAGAUAUGCUUAGUGACCUCCCCGAGGGGUCUCCCAACCUUUUGGCAUACAACAACGCCACUCUUCCCAAGAGGAAGUAAAUGAUUCUCCCUGUGAAUCAAGUAGGAACGGAACUUUUUUUUUGCUAUUUUAAGAAAGAGACAUUACAAUAGAAGGGCAGAGAAGGGCGUGUGAUGGAAUGGCAGUGGGAUUUGUUUCUCAAUAUACCCCGUUGCUUAAACCCAGACCGUCUUCACUUUUUUACCCGCUAGUGUACGCAUCGUGUUUGAGAGUUAAGACGAUUUGUAUGUUAUGCUAAGAAUCGGAAGAGCUUAUGUAUCACUUUGCAAUU
Cryptococcus deneoformans JEC21 is the source of this 1851-nucleotide messenger RNA. RefSeq names its product serine-type endopeptidase, putative. The record is from RefSeq and is a predicted model, not a curated record. Gene Ontology annotation, molecular function: serine-type endopeptidase activity. Gene Ontology annotation, biological process: proteolysis. The transcript has 5 exons. NCBI's taxonomy places the organism in Eukaryota, Fungi, Basidiomycota, Tremellomycetes, Tremellales, Cryptococcaceae. The coding region runs from base 44 to 1600 and encodes 518 amino acids.